Bursaphelenchus xylophilus (pine wood nematode) is the source of this 2338-nucleotide messenger RNA. The record is from the annotation of a GenBank genome assembly. NCBI's taxonomy places the organism in Eukaryota, Metazoa, Nematoda, Chromadorea, Rhabditida, Aphelenchoididae.
AUGCCGGUCAUCACGGAGGAUCCGGCAGCCCCGGCAGGACCCUCGGACUCCCAGCAACCUGGCCCCUCCACCAGCAAGGCUCUACCGGACGAAACCUCCCCGACCAUGCUGCGCUCCCUGAGCCAACUCAGCAUCGAGGAGCCCCUUGCCAAACAGGCUCGUAAGAUCCCUACAUGCAUGAACCCCUUCGAGGGGAUCAUCAUCCAAAUCCGUAUCGAUUCGGCUAUUGUUCUCUACGACCAAACGCCUGCGGUGGAAGGGGCACCGGGACCAGUUAUCAUCCGCAAUCUCCCGCCUGAGGUCCACCUGCACAGCCGAAUCAAGAUCCUCGAAUUCAGACUGUUAUCCGAGCGACAGCCGACGUUGCGAAGUAACGAACUGGCCAUCAAAAACUCCGGCUUUGUCUCCUAUAGUUUUGAGGGAACGAGCUAUGAAGUCUUGGAACUGGCCACCACCACAAUUCAAGUUCUUGGAAUGCUUGUGGAACCGGUGCAAUGCCGACGCGGAGUCAGCAGACGUAUGUCAAGGUCAUGGUAGAUGCGUUUCAGAUACAGCCAUUGAUGGCAAUCGGAUUCUUCGAGCGGGUUCCCGUCGCCUUCCUCCCACCAAGGUUGUCCAGUCUGACCGCCAGUGCGGACUUCCAGAUCAUUCUCGACCAGGCAAGCAGAGCGGCGCCUUCGGAGCCCUGGCACCUCUUCGGGUCCGCAAUGCCAUCAAGACCUUGGCAGAAAAGGUGGAAAUGAGCAUGAAAACACCUUCCAACGACCGAACCACAACUCUCACUCAUACAAUGUCUCUCCUUGGUAAGUUCAACUAUGAUCCAGAUCACGAACAUUCAAUGAAUGGUAUGGACAGAAUGAGAAUCCUCACAGACAAUUGCACGGAUGAUUCGGAAAGGAGGAAAAUCAUAAGCCCUUGGAAAAGAGGAAUACGUUCAAUUAAAAGGAAGAACCUCACCCAAUACACCAGAAUCCAUGGAAUAUAAGGAAUUAUUACGCACAUUGAAGGAAAUCUUUGGCCCAACCAAGUCCCUGUUUCGUCGCAGGCACGAAACGCUUUCACUUACCCUCCCGCCAGGAAAAACAGCGGGUGAGGCUCUAAAUGAAGCAAACAUUCGAGGAGACAAAUUCGAAUUCACAGAGUUGGACCUCCAUCAAUUCAAGAUCUUCCUCACACUUCAAUUCCUGAAGGACCCCUCUUACAAGAGCCUUCGAUCCAUGAUCCUCAAAGCCGUUGAUCAGAAGCCGGACAUUGCCAUCGAUGAACUGCGCAAAGUCUUGAAAAGCUUCGAAACGCGAAUGGACGACGUAAACCUGAGAAAUUCACUAGAUCCUAGAGCCUCGUACGAAGUAAACGAGCUCAAGAAGUACCACCGUCAGCCAGAACCCACCCAUUCACACCCCCACUCUUCGAACCCUUCCAAGAAACGGAAAUGUUACAGACGUAAUGGCCCACAUUUUGCCUAUGAAUGCCAAAAAGAGAACCUAUCUGCUCUUUCUGCAAUAGGGAAGGCCACAAUGAUGACGCAUGUCGCAAGAAGAAGUCCUCCCACUUACGCUUCAACAACAUUACGAUAAACAAUGUUGUAUCGGAAGACACUGGAGACUACGUUACACUUCAAGUCAAUUCAAUCUCCACGAAGUUCAGAAUCGACAGUGGAGCAGACAUGACAGUCAUUGGCCCUGAGACCUGGAAACACCUCAACAGACCCACUCUAACCCCAUUCAAGAUACCCUGCCAAUCUGUUGAUGGAUCCUCUCUCUCAAUCAAAGGAAGCUUUACCGCCACAUUGUCCUAGGAAGGCCACUCAUUCAAGGAUAAGAUCAUUGUUCUUGCUUUCAGAGAGACUACCCUCCUCUCCGGCAAAGCUUCAAAGGAACUUGGCAUCAUUACACUGUACAAUAAGGGCAAGGCCAACAUCAACGUCGUCGAACCCUACGCUCAGACGAUGGUUCCUCAGUACACUGAGAAUUUCGAAGAAGAAUUGGGGCAAACUACAAACACCCUUCAAAUUGCACAGCAAGUGAAGGAAGACGAACCACAAAUCCUUCAAAUUGCACAGCAAGGGAAGGAAGAUGAACCACAAAUCCUUCAAAUUGCACAGCAAGGGAAGGAAGAUGAACCACAAAUCCUUCAAAUUGCACAGCAAGGGAAGGAAGAUGAACCACAAAUCCUUCAAAUUGCAAGGCAAGGAAAGGAAGAAGAUACAAAGAUCCUUCAAAUUGCAAAGCAAGGGAAGGAAGAUGAAACACAGAUCCUUCAAAUUGCAAAGCAAGGGAAGGAAGAUGAAACACAGAUCCUUCAAAUUGCAAAGCAAGGGAAGGAAGAUGAUACAUAG